AACAGUUAUAACAGUAUCUGAAAGCAUUAGUCUUCACAAAUAUUUGACUCCUUCGUCACAGUUGGAAAAGUUUCAAAGUAGACACACAAACACAACAUGAUGCAUAUGAAUAGGGCUCUUUGUUUGAACGAUGUUCCCAACCAUAUAUCCUAAAUAAAUCACCCUUCUUCUCCAUAUAAAUAACUCAUCAUGGAUUCAAUCUUUUCUCAUCCCACAAUUGUCUGUGUCACCUAAGAAAGCUAAGUAGGCAAGCAAUGGCAUCCACCAGAACUACCACACUAGUGUUGUUCAUUAUUUGCUUGAUCUUUAUACAAGAGUUGGAGAUCCAUGGGUUGGAGAUCCAUGGUGGAACUCAGGACAUGGCAGCAGCUCACCAACAUAUAGAUUGUGGGAGAAAGUGCGGGUACAGAUGCAGUAAGGCAGGAAGGCCAAAAAUAUGCAUGAGGGCAUGCAAGACGUGCUGCCAGAGGUGUAAUUGCGUGCCACCUGGCACCGCCGGCAACCAAAACGCCUGUCCUUGUUACGCCUCUCUCACCACCCAUGGAGGAAAACUGAAGUGCCCUUGAAUGCGAAUCAUCAUUCAUGAGUUCAAUAUUCUUCUAUGUGCAAGCAUGCAGUUAUCAAGACAAUAAUAUAAUGCAAAGUUUACCGAAGGAAAAAACAAAUAAGGCUAGUUAAGCACAUAGCUCGUGGAUUACUCUUAAGAUCUGAUGAAAAAUUAAGUGGGUUAAUCGUCUUAAUCAUGACAGGGCAAGUAGAUGUAUGAGAAUAUGGUGAGAAGUUGAGGAGGACAUUGGUCCCAAGUUACAGUUUUAUUUUAUGUCGAUUGAUCAGCAUAAUGUUAUUGUAUUCGGCAUAAAGAAAAGUGUAAGUAACCAACAACAUUAAUCAACAAUGUGAACAAUAGAUAUAUUGGAUGUUUAUUUUACUAAGUGUACAGAUGGUUAUUCUAUUAUUUAAAUUUAGAUGGAUAAUUUGAAGGUGUA
This is a messenger RNA of Arachis ipaensis, 986 nucleotides long. Its product is annotated as cypmaclein-like. The record is from RefSeq and is a predicted model, not a curated record. Lineage: Eukaryota; Viridiplantae; Streptophyta; Magnoliopsida; Fabales; Fabaceae.